AUGUGUCUCUACUGGAAGAAAUACCACACGUGCAAGCACGUCUCCGACCGACUCUACAUCGAAAUGUGCCGUCCGGGCUACCUCUCCAACACCGUGUGCCCCGAUAUCAGCGAAGACCCCUCACCCCGCAAGUCCUACUUCCCCUGCUGGUCCUGCAUCAAAGCGGAAGCACGCUCGGAUAUCGAAGCUCAAGCCUGUCUUGAACAGGAGGCGGUUGCGAAGGCCUGCGAAGCAAAGGAGAAAGCGAUCAAGGAGAGGCAGGCAGUCGAGUUGAAAGCUAAAGAAGAGAGGGUUAGACGAGAGGCAAAGGAGAAAGCGAUUAAGGAGCGCGAGGAAGAACUCAGGAUCAAGAGGGAGAAGGAAGAAGAGGAGCGUAAGGCGAGGAAAGAAGGCGGAUUGUGGAUUGAGACUGGCAAUGGGAAGAAGGGGAAGGGAAGGAAGAGUGGCAGUAAGGGUAGUCUGACGACACCUGUUUCUGCCCUGCCAGUCCUGAAGACUGUUGCUGGGCUGAAGGACAGGAAGGAAAAUAGCCCGAAGAAGGAGCGCAGCAUGGAUCCUGGCGGCAGGGCGGGGAUUUGGGGCCCGAAGAAGAUUCUCAGUCGGAAGGAGAAUGAGAGUAUCGGUGGUAGUGUUAAUGGCGGUGGAGGCGUGAAUGGCGCCACCUAG
Molecule: messenger RNA, 666 nt
Organism: Cucurbitaria berberidis CBS 394.84
Lineage: Eukaryota; Fungi; Ascomycota; Dothideomycetes; Pleosporales; Cucurbitariaceae
Exons: 1
Coding region: 1-666 (221 amino acids)
Source: RefSeq, a predicted model, not a curated record